ACAGUUUAGGUGGGGGGGGCGUGGCCUCCAGAAAUUCACCUGUUGCUGAGUUUCAAGUGAGACCGGAGACAGAAAGCACAACUUGUGCGCUUGGGCCUACUGCUUGGCCUCACAGGAAUACUUUCUACUUGGAUAAUUUACCUUCUAACAGGUUUUCAAACAGUUUGGCCAUGGGAAUGCUUUUUACACAAUUCUGGCUACAGUUGGCUGGGAUGUUUGUUUUUACACACUAUUUGAAUUCAGGUGUGACAGAGGCCAUGCAGGUGACAUCUACGGGCCCCCAGACUAUCCAGAAGGCCAAGGGGGAGUCCGUGACGCUUGGGUGCACGUACACACCUGGUUCCUCAGACACGGGGGAGCUGGACAUCGAGUGGUCCAAUGUCAGCCCGGACAUGACCCAGAAAGACACACUGAUCUUAUCUUACGCAGGAGGGAAGACGUUACAUUACGGGGAUGCCAGCUUGUCCUCCAGACUGAGUUUCGUCGCAGAUCCCACGAAAGGAGACGCCUCCGUUUCGAUCUCCUCGUUACUGGCCUCAGACACGGCGACAUACCAGUGCAAAGUAAAGAAGGCACCGGGCGUCGACAUGAGAAAAGUCACCGUGGUGGUAAUGGUCCCCCCCUCCGAGCCCAAGUGCUGGGUGGACAGCAGUGAGGAGAAGGGGACCACGGUGUCCCUGCGCUGCAAGUCCUCUGAGGGCUCCACUCCUCUGAAAUACGUCUGGAAGAGAGAGAGUGGAGGGCCCAUCCCUCCCACUGCCACACAAGACCCACAGACCGGGCUGCUGAUGAUAAAGAACCACUCGGAGAGCUACAUGGGAAACUACCUGUGCGAGGUCCAGAAUGCAGUGGGGAAACAACAGUGCAAAUACACGCUGAAUGCAUACAAUCCCACAGACAGAGUGGGGGUGAUUGUGGGCGCUGUGAUUGGUGCUCUGCUCCUGCUCCUCCUCCUGCUGUUCCUCAUCUGGCUGCUGAUUUGCUGCUGCCACAAGCGCCGCUACCAGAAGGAGCUCGCCAACGAGAUCAGGGAGGACGCCCCCGCCCCCGAGAGCCGGCCCUCCAGCAGGAACUCCAGCUACCGCUCGGUGCUGGGAUACCGCGCCCACUCCGGGGUGAUCUUCAGCUCCGCCAGGAAGGCCCCGUCCAGCAGAGCAGGCUCCGGCCAGGGCAGCAUCCACACAGACCAGGGCAGAGGCACGCCCCAGCCUGCCCCCCGGCAGAACCCCCCUCCCCUGAAGUAUGACAGUCGCUAUGGUUACCCUGUGUAAACACACAGCUGCUGGGCUCGGAGGUGUGGAUGAAGUAGGAAAACGCCUACUUUUUUUUAGGACUUUCAGAAAAGACAAAUAUAUUAUAUGUGCAGGCUAUUUAAAAAAAAAAAUGUUUUUGUCUAAAUGUCUUUGACUUUGUCUUGUAAAUGAGUUUGAAUGAGAUCGAUCUGUCUAUUUUGCUUGGUGAAUACAUUAUCAGUAAAGGAAAGUAACGCUUUGUAUAUGCUUGUAUAAUAAAGAUUUUACACUUUUUUUUAA
Osmerus eperlanus (European smelt) is the source of this 1532-nucleotide messenger RNA. It is a transcript of the gene vsig8b, whose product is annotated as V-set and immunoglobulin domain containing 8b. Lineage: Eukaryota; Metazoa; Chordata; Actinopteri; Osmeriformes; Osmeridae. The transcript has 8 exons. Bases 171 to 1271 code for a protein of 366 amino acids. The record is from RefSeq and is a predicted model, not a curated record.